UAUUUCCAAUCUCACCCUUAACCCAAAACCCUCUCAAAAAAAAAUCACCUGGAAGAGAAAGAAACCUACGAGAAGCAAGAAAAAAAAAACUAAAGGAAAGAAGAAAUAAUGCUGGAGAGUAAAGAUCCAGCGAUUAAGCUCUUCGGUAUGAAAAUUCCUUUUCCGACGGUUUUAGAUGUAACCGAUGAAGAUGAAAAGAACCAAAACGAGACGUUAACCGAUCAAUCGGAGAAAGACAAAACCUUAAAAAAACCGACCAAGAUUCUUCCAUGUCCGAGAUGCAAUAGCAUGGAGACAAAGUUCUGUUACUACAACAACUACAACGUAAACCAACCCCGCCAUUUCUGUAAAGCUUGUCAGAGAUACUGGACCUCUGGUGGGACCAUGAGAAGUGUUCCCGUCGGAGCUGGACGACGUAAGAGCAAGACUACCAACAACUCAACCUCAUCAUCUCCGCACUACCACCACGUGACCAUCUCCGAAACGAAUGGUCCCGUCCUUAGCUUCAGCCUUGGAGAUGAUCAGAAGGUCUCGAAUCAUAUGUUCGGGAAUCCAAAGCCAGCAGUGUCUAGGAUAGAGAACAUUAAUGACGACUGCUCUAAUAACACCACUUCCAACGGUUUGGAUUGCUUUCCGGGAGUUUCGUGGCCGUACGCGUGGAACCCCGGUUUUUACCCGGUUUACCCUUAUUGGAACGUUCCAAUGUUGUCAUCUCCGGUUAAUAAUUCUAGUCCUAAUUCUACACUUGGUAAGCAUUUGAGAGACGAAGAGGAGACGAUGAAACAGCAGAAGAAUAGAUCGGUACUGGUUCCCAAGACUUUGAGAAUCGAUGAUCCUAAUGAAGCUGCAAAGAGUUCUAUAUGGACAACACUUGGAAUCAAGAACGACGUUCUGUUCAAAGGGUUUGAUUCGAAGAAAGAGGCUAAGGUUAUGAACAAAGAAGAAACAGAGACUUCACUUGUUCUUUGUGCUAACCCAGCUGCGUUAUCAAGAUCAGUCAAUUUCCACGAACAGAUGUGAUUGUGUAUACAUACGAUAUAUACCUAAACGUAUAUGUCACGUAUGUAUAGCAAUAUAGAUAAGGUUAACUCUGUCUUUUGUUUUUCUUCUUUCGGUCGUGGCUUACACGAGGCUUUAUAGUUUUUGUACCAUACACUUUUUUUAGUCUUUUAAGUUUGAUUUUUGUUAUAAGAUUACAUAACGAUGAAGGAAAAUUUUCCUUUUGACCUAUUAGAGCUAACAGUAAGUAUAUAUAAGAACUGUUGUAACUUGUAAGAUAUGAGAUAGAUAACUUUAGCUACUUUACACA
Messenger RNA from Capsella rubella, 1309 nucleotides. RefSeq names its product cyclic dof factor 1. Gene Ontology annotation, molecular function: DNA-binding transcription factor activity; DNA binding. Bases 109 to 1020 code for a protein of 303 amino acids. The record is from RefSeq and is a predicted model, not a curated record. The transcript has 2 exons. Lineage: Eukaryota; Viridiplantae; Streptophyta; Magnoliopsida; Brassicales; Brassicaceae. Gene Ontology annotation, biological process: regulation of DNA-templated transcription.